AUGAAGCAAGAUCUGCCUGACCUGAAACAUCUGAGGGAGGCGAUCCCCAAUUCCUGUUUCAAUGCUUCGGUCUGGAUAUCGCUUGUCUACCUCGCUCGCGACCUCAUAUAUGGAGCAGCUCUCGUAUAUGCAUCAACCUACAUCCCUGUUUUACAAAAUGCUUCUUUGCGAUUCUUUGCAUGGUCUUUCUAUGGCGUUCUUCAGGGAUUCGUCGGUACCGGCCUCUGGAUCCUCGCCCACGAGUGUGGCCAUGGAGCAUGCUCACCCUAUCCACUCCUGAACGACAUCCUCGGGUGGGCCUUGCACUCCCUCUUGCUGGUGCCCUACUUUUCCUGGAAGAUCACACAUGCCCGUCACCACCGCUACACCGGACACAUGGACAAAGACACUGCCUUCGUGCCUUACACUAAAGCGGAAUAUGCGGCCAGCAAACAAAUGCGCAGUGAAGAUCUGGACGGCUUAGUUCAAGACACCCCGCUCCGAGCCCUGCUGGGGUUCCUCGCGCACCAGCUGCUCGGAUGGCAGGCAUACAUCCUCUGCUACGCAAGCGGAAGCAAGCAGAGCUACACUGCUCCUGCAGCAUGUUCGCGCACUUCCCUCUCCCAUCUGGGACCGUACAGCCUGCUUUUCCAACCCGAGCAGCGGCCUUUGGUCUUGAUAUCCGAUCUCGGCCUUGCGCUCACGAUCAUCGGUCUGGUGAAGCUCGGUUCUAUCCUCGGCGUUUCGCGGCUGAUGCUCGUGUAUAUCGUGCCUUAUUUAUGGGCGCACCACUGGAUAGUCGCUAUAACGUAUCUCCACCACACGCAUCCGCACAUCCCCCACUACUCUGCCGACACCUGGACCUUCACCCACGGUGCGCUCGCAACAGUGGACCGAAGCUUUGGGUUCGUGGGCCGACACUUCUUCCAUCACAUCAUUGAUCAUCAUGUUGUCCAUCAUCUCUUUCCCAAGAUCCCCUUCUACCGGGCCGAGGAGGCCACGCGGGCUAUCAAACCCCUUCUGGGCUUGCACUAUGUCGAGCUCCGUGGGGAAAAUUUUUUUGUCGCUCUCUGGCGAACGUUUCGGACCUGUCAGUAUGUGACCGAUGACCAUGCCGGGAACCGGGGAUCGGGUGUAUACAAAUGGAACCCACCGCUGAAGGAUUGA
Molecule: messenger RNA, 1146 nt
Organism: Aspergillus saccharolyticus JOP 1030-1
Lineage: Eukaryota; Fungi; Ascomycota; Eurotiomycetes; Eurotiales; Aspergillaceae
Exons: 2
Coding region: 1-1146 (381 amino acids)
Biological process (GO): lipid metabolic process
Molecular function (GO): oxidoreductase activity
Source: RefSeq, a predicted model, not a curated record